AUGGCACUAUUACAAAAAACGUUAUUGUCCAGAUUGUUCCUGGCUUUGGACGUGAACGGCGACGGUCACGUCGACUUCAAGGAGCUGUGCUGCGGAAUUUCGGCGGCGUGUCGCGGCCCGACGGCCGAACGCAUCAAAUUCUGCUUCAAGAUAUUCGACUUGGACCAAGACGGCUACUUGAACAUGAAGGAGCUACAAAACAUGGUCGAUAUCCUCACGUUCGUCGCCAAGGAGCACUCGCCCAAGCCGCACCAGAUCAAUCUGAUCGAGAAGUCGCCGAAGGCGCCGCUGGCCACUCACGAUUGCGACGACAACUGCGAGGAUUUCUACUGGAAGGUGAUCGAUAAUUUGAAAAAGCGCUUAACGGCGGACGGAUCCUUGAGCCAGGAGGACUUCCUAAUUUGGGGGAUCGACGAUAAUAAUUUAAUUACGCCUUUACUUCAGCUGCUGUUCGAGGUCUGCCACGUUUCUUUGGGUUUGAAGCCGCUCUGUCGACAUCACGAGUACGAAAUUGUGAUGGGUUGGUUGACGAGAGAGGAGUUGCGCGGUUACCGUGUCGGGCAAUUUUGGUAUUUGAUUUCGACCGAGUGGUGGCAAAGCUGGAUCAGCUACACGACGGCGUCGCGAACGAGCUACGACCAAUGCGCCUGUCGAUUGGAGCAGCGAUUGCCGAUCGAAGAGGGGAUCGUGUGCGACGAAAGUUUCACGAGCAAUAGUACCGAUUACAUAUCGUCACAUUCCAAUGAGUUUACCUCGAACAGUACCGACUCGAUGGGCGACUUGUUGAGUAAAGGUGACACGUGCAGCAUAGCGUCCAGUUCCGGCGUGUCGAGCAGUUCGAGUAGCGGAUCGAAGCGGAAUCAGGGCGGGCCGGGGCCGAUCGAUAACACUUGCUUAGUGACCGAGUCAUUUUUGAAGGUGGCUACGUUAACGGGGGAAGGGGGGCGUCUCAAACGUGAUCGGCCGCUAGUCCAACAUCGCGAUUUUAUUCUGGUACCUGAUUCGCUUUGGAAAGCUUUAGCACUGUGGUACGGGGGCCCCCUACCUCUGCCUCGUCAAGUUAUCCGACCCACGGCCAGUAUUGAGGUCGAACUGGAACUUUAUCCACUAAAUUUAGGCAUUUUACGUCAUCAAACCCCGACGGGUAACUCAUCCGGGACCUGGACGAGCGUCGUAGGCGGUUACGGGGCGGCCGCUCUCAACACUGCCGGUAUUACCUCUCCGGUUGGCUCGCCGAGGCGGUACUUGGCGCACACCGCCGCCUUCAGUCGUCUCGCGAACGUGCGACAGGUGAUCGAGUUUCUCUCGCUGCGGCUAGGUUUACGAAUCGAAGAUGUCCGCCUCUGGCAUGUCAGAGAUAACACCAUACUCUUGGAGGACGAAGUCGCCACCCUCCAGGAUUUGGGCAUACAAGACGGCGAUCAGUUGCUAUUGGAAGUUCGCAACAAGGACCUCACUUGGCCGGAGGAGUUGGGCGCGCUCGUCUCGGGCGUCACGAAUAAUCAGGGACUGAUUAGCAUGGACAGGCGGCCCACCAUUUGCCUACCACCGGGUGCGACCGGACUACACAAUUUAGGUAAUACGUGCUUCAUGAAUGCGGCCCUUCAAGCAGUAUCCAAUACUCGACCGUUAACACAGUAUUUUCAACGUGAUAUGCAGCUUUGCGAGCUAAACUCGACGAAUCCUCUCGGUACACGAGGCCAAGUUGCGCGAAGGUACGCCGAGCUUUGCCGCGAACUGUGGACUGGCUCGACCAGAAGCGUUGCGCCGCUCAAGCUGCGCUGGUGCGUUACGAAACACGCGCCCCAUCUCGGCGGCGGUGGUCAGCACGACUCCCAAGAGCUACUCGCGUGGCUGCUCGACGCCCUGCACGAGGAUUUAAAUCGCGUCGCGCGCAAACAGUACACCGAACUGCGCGACUCCGACGGUCGGCCGGACAUGAUCGUCGCCGAGGAGGCGUGGCAACAGCAUCUCGCCCGAGACCACUCGAUCAUAACCGACCUCUUCUACGGCCAGCUGAAGAGUAAGGUGACCUGUCAAACUUGCGGUCACGAGUCGGUGCGUUUCGACGCGUUCAACUUGCUCAGCCUGCCGCUGCCGAUGGAGAGCUUCAUUCUGUGCGAGGUGAUCGUUAUCUACCUGAGCGGCGAAACGCCGAUCAAGUACGGCCUACGCCUCAACUCGGAGGCGAAAUAUUCCGAGUUAAAGUCGCAACUGCACGACCUCUGCAACAUUCCGCCGAGCCAGCUCCUAUUGGCGGAGGUCUCGCACUCGCAAAUUCAGGACGUACUGGCCGACGACGCCAAGAUUAACAUCUCGACCGCGACCGAGCUCUACGCUUACGAGUUGCCGAGCGGCGAGCUUCCCGUCGCCUUUAACAGACUUUGCGCUGGAGAUGACGAUGACAACGUGCAGAGCAUGCUGGCCCGAAGUCCAGAGACAAGUAACAAUGACUCUAAUGUCCCCGAGUUUCACGUGAAAAGGCCCUCGCUACCGAUAGCGACGACAGUUCAGAGUAAAGUUCCGACGUACCUCAUCGCGCUGCAUCGCAAGUGCGUGCGACAGGAGACCUACUUCCUGUCGCAGCACAAGUCGAAGCCGAUACUCUUCGGCAUUCCGCUGCUGUUGGGCUGCGGCAGUUUGAGUACGUGUCAAAGCUUGUACGAGGCGGUUUGGGGUCAGGUGACCCGUCUGCUCAGCCCGCUGCCGCAGAGCGAUCAGACUAACCACGCCACCGAUUGUGAUGAUUCGCUCGGAUACGAGUUUCCCUUCACGCUGAAGGCAGUAAUGCAGGGCGGCCAACUGUGCGCGCUGUGUCACUGGUCCCAGUUUUGUCGCGGUUGCACUCUGCCGUGCAGCGAAGACUUACUGUUUAAAGUCUGCCAACCGGGACCGAUUCCGAUGUGGAUUGCGAUCGACUGGGACCCCACCGCUUUACAUUUGCGCUACCAAAGUAGCCGAGAGAAAAUCUUCUUGGAACAUGAGACGAUUUCCACCUGUCGGAAGCAGCACACCGAACCGAUCGAUCUCGACUACUGCCUUAAAGCGUUCACUUCGGAGGAACGGCUCGAAGCGAAAUACCACUGUUCCAAGUGCCAAGACAAGCAACCCGCCACGAAAAAGCUUCAAAUAUGGCGGUUACCCCCAAUUCUGAUCGUUCAUUUAAAGCGUUUCGACUAUGUUAAUAACAAGUGGGUGAAAACGCAAAAAGUGGUGAAUUUCCCGUUUAAGGACUUCGACCCGACGGGGUACCUAGCGUCGGUUCCACAGGAGACGAUCUUGCGACACAAGCAGCUAGAACAAAAGGCGGAGACAUCCGGCGUGAUCGAGGAAAACGACGAGCACCUACACGGCGGCGGCGAGGACUCGAGCAUGUGCAACGAACGCAGUCGACUCGUUGCGCACGAAUCCGGCGCGAAGUCGAGCAAGGACAAGGCGCGCGAACGGUUGGUUUCGACGAGCCUGCAACGUUCGCCCGUAGUCGACGAGGAUCUGCACGAUUUUCACGAGCACAAGCUGCUGGACGGACAGAACCGUUUCGAUUUGAAGUACCAGCUUUAUGCCGUUGUGAGCCACUCAGGAUUGCUAAACGGCGGCCAUUACAUUUCCUACGCCUGCAAUCCGAACGGUCACUGGUACUGUUACAACGACAGCUCGUGCCGGGAAGUGCCUACGGACAGUUCGACCGAACCACCUCCUCCGGUGGAGACAAACAACAACAAUAACGAGUACAAAUACUGUAGUAAAAGUGCGAACGUAACGCCGCUGAUAACGCGGAAGACGUUUAACGUAAGUGAAAGUGACAAUAUCAGUUUGAGCGGGAGUGAGGUGGAGAUGCAGGUCGACGAGACGGAACCGCCGACGGUUAAGUGCGCCUACAGCAAGACGAGGGCGCCGAAAAUAGAGACCAGUAAUGCGUACAUCCUGUUCUACGAGCGUUCCGGCCUCGACUACAAACCGUACCUGCCCGAGAUCGCCGGUAACGGCGAGAGUUUGCCCGAAGUCGAGCUGGAGGAGAGCGAAUCGGAGCUCAGGAAACAGUUGUGUUUAAUACAGUAAACAUUGCCAUUAUUAUUAUUAUUUUAGUUUUAGUAUUAAGUUUGGUGAUAUCUACAAUAUUAUUGUUUCAGAUCUUUAUUAAUUAUUUAUUGUUGUGUUUUUGCGCCGAGAGAUGCAUUUAAGACGAGUUUACGGAGAAGGACUUUGGGUUUAGGUGUAUACGAAGACCUCAUUUUGUAUGUUUCUAUUGCAAUAAUUUAAUCGGAGACAGAGAAAGAGAGAGUGUUUAGUUGUAGGUCUAAUUUUUAAUAUGGAAACCAAAGAUGGGGGGCAGUUAAAUGCGUUAGAUUCUCUGAGAGUGUCAUUAGUUGUAAAAUGUCUUGCUUUGUUUGUAUGAUGUGGAGCGAGACGAAAGACUGCAUGUAAUUCCAUAAUUUGUUAAAUCAUAUUCUGCUGCUACUGCUGUCGUGGUGCCAUUUCAAUCAUUAAACGCUUGUCUAUAA
Molecule: messenger RNA, 4502 nt
Organism: Photinus pyralis (common eastern firefly)
Lineage: Eukaryota; Metazoa; Arthropoda; Insecta; Coleoptera; Lampyridae
Product: ubiquitin carboxyl-terminal hydrolase 32-like
Exons: 10
Coding region: 1-4059 (1352 amino acids)
Biological process (GO): protein deubiquitination
Cellular component (GO): Golgi apparatus
Molecular function (GO): cysteine-type deubiquitinase activity; calcium ion binding
Source: RefSeq, a predicted model, not a curated record